ACGGUUAACACGCGAAUGCAUUCUCCAGAGGAUUACAGCGCUGUCUUUUAAGCUGCAAAUUACACAUCACUCCUGGAUACAAAACAUCUGGACAACAAAAGGCUUGGAGGAGUAUAAGCUGAGGCAGAUGUGAAGACGUGCAGCAGAUGGACUGAUCUCCUCAUCAUGAAUCCAGCUCUGGUGCUGUUGGCGUUGCUGGCCUCAGUGGCGGCUCAGUCUCAAGACCAUUAUGACAUGGGCUGGGUCAAUGGCUACCGUCAGGGAUUCAACUUCCAGUGUCCCCACGGUGAAGUCAUCGUGGCCAUCAGGAGCUACUUCAGUGAGAAUGAUGGCUCCGACCGCCUGUGGUCGUUUGAGUGCCAGCCCACACCUGCGGGUCUGGGGGAGCCCAGUGACUGCUGGUGGGACGAUAUCAACCGUGCUGGGAUGGAGUGGACUUCAACAUGCACCCGUAACGGCCUGGUAGCAGGUGUUCAGAGCAAGUACUUUGAGUCCACUCUUGACCGGGAAUGGCAGUUUUACUGUUGCUUCUACAAACGCCGCUGUCCCUACUCCUGCAUGAAGACCACUGACAUUCCUGAAUACUACAGAGAAGAGGGAGAGCUAGUUGUCCCAAGUUAUGGAUACUUCAUCCGAGGUGCCCAGACCACCUUCAGUGGAGUGCUAAGAGAUCGGCAGUGGAAGUACAUCCUGUGCAGAAUGACAGACUUUGACUGUGAAUUUGACAAUUUAUAGACAUGUGAGGAGUUUUUUUAUUGGUGCAUAAACAUUUUUAAUACAUAUUCACAUAUACAUUUAAAGGUGACCUAUUAUGCCUUUUAUUUUACUCUGUCUUAUAUCUCCUGUUCCAGUGGCAGGUGCUCAUAUUAAACAUGGCCAAAGUUACAAGUAAUCCCUGUGAGCCAAACGCUACAUACGUAUAUCCAUCGCUUCAAACAGCCAAUCAAUCAGUGAAAGAGAGAUAGGCGGUUGCCUUUGGUAGUUGCUGUGGCAGCUGCACUGGCAAAAUUACCCCGCACAGUUACUGACAGCCGAAAGCUGUUCAAACCUUCUGUAUGAGAGGAGCAGCCAAUCAGGAAACAGCUGGUUUAAAGGGAGGCAGUUUUUGUAUAACGUUUCUGCUCAUGUUCAUGGACAGAGAUUCUCCCUUUUUUGUUUGAUUAGACCUGAAGCGAAUGUGUUUCUACAGUGAGUGCUGUAUGUUUCAAGACUCUUCAUAUGGGAGGCAUCAGCCUGGCAACCGAGAAAACUGAUCUUUAGAAAAAAAAAAGAAAUCUUCCUUUAAUCCAAACCCUGUUUUUCCGCAGUUAACGUAGCACGUAAUUGAAAAUCCAAAAGAAGUGUCAGGCGUUUGAAAUAUUUCACACCACUGCCAUUGGGGCUAUUCCUGUUAAUUUGAUUUAAACGAGUUUAAACCAGAAAAAAACAUGAGAACGAGCUGCACCAGGGCCCCGUAUAAGAAUAAAAUAUGAAGUUGGAAAUAGGUCCCCUCUAAAACAGUGACUUGGUUCAUGUUUUCAUCCAUAUGUAUACAUAUGUAUAUUUUAUUUUUUAACCACUGUUUCUAUUAGUCUGGCAUGAAGAAUAUAAACAUAUCAUAUAAACAGUUAAAAUGAACAUCUCCAUGAUGGUUCUGUGGGGGAUUUGGGCUCCACUGGGCUCUCUGGACAGCUUCAACCUUUUUUUUUCUUUUGUUUGUUUGGUUACUGGAUGAAGUGGAAGUACAUUGGCAGCACGUUACAAACAAAACAAAACAAAGUGAAUUUGAUACUGUUAAUGGCUGUGGAAAACACAGCUCAUCAGGCUCUCCUCCAAGAUUUCCCAAACACGUGACUUUCAUGCACAUAAUCGCAUUCACAGAGCUGACUGAGAUACUCUCCUGGUAGUAACAUUGGAUCAGUCAUGUUGGGAGUAAUGAGAGGCUCUCUCUGAGUCAGUGGCGAAACAAGAUUUGCAUGCAAUGAACGAGGUCCCAUCUGCUUCCUCUGUCCAUCCUUUAUUAAAGUGUCUUGUCCAGUUUGGCAAUUAUAACCUGUACUUAAAUCCAUGUAACCGUGCUGUGUGAAAACCUGGAUUAAAAACCUCAUUUAUUUAAUGUGAAA
Molecule: messenger RNA, 2102 nt
Organism: Oreochromis aureus
Lineage: Eukaryota; Metazoa; Chordata; Actinopteri; Cichliformes; Cichlidae
Gene: dpt
Product: dermatopontin
Exons: 5
Coding region: 166-735 (189 amino acids)
Biological process (GO): collagen fibril organization
Cellular component (GO): extracellular matrix
Molecular function (GO): extracellular matrix structural constituent
Source: RefSeq, a predicted model, not a curated record